Messenger RNA from Trichoplusia ni (cabbage looper), 2992 nucleotides. RefSeq names its product protein CASC3-like. Gene Ontology annotation, molecular function: mRNA binding. The record is from RefSeq and is a predicted model, not a curated record. Gene Ontology annotation, cellular component: exon-exon junction complex. NCBI's taxonomy places the organism in Eukaryota, Metazoa, Arthropoda, Insecta, Lepidoptera, Noctuidae. Gene Ontology annotation, biological process: mRNA processing.
GAGGCCGAACGUCGAGUAGACGAUGACGAGGACAGGAGCAACCCUCAGUACAUCCCAAAGAGAGGGACCUUCUACGAGCACGACGAUAGAACUGCUGCGAGCGGCGAGGAGUCCAGCAAUGCGACGUCAGAGGCCGCGUCAGAGAAGAAGGAGGGCACCGACACGCCGCAGACCGAGCGCCGCCGCCCGCCGCGCAAGUCAGAGAUCGUCAACAAGUGGUCGCACGACAAGUUCAAUGAGAAUGAACAGAUGCCAAAAUCUCGCGACGAGUUGGUAGCGAUUUAUGGGUAUGAUAUCAGGAAUGAAGACGCACCGCCACACGCGAGGCGGAACAGGCGUUAUGGACGCGGCCCCAACAAGUACACGCGCACGUGGGAGGACGAGGACGCGUACCGGCGCCAGGCGGGCGCGCCGCCCCCGCGCAAGCCGCCCAGCAUGGACGACUUCCCCGACCUCGACCCCGCCAAGCGGCAGGCCAAGCCACGCGCCCCUCGCCCCCGCUCCAAAUCCCAGCCAUCGGCCGGCGAGUCUCCCGACAGCGGCGAGCUACGACGGUCCAAACGGAACCCAAGAAACGCUCGGACAACACCCCGACGUGCCCGACCCGACCGACCCGAGCGAGCCGAGCGGCCCGACAGGCCCGACAGGCCCGACAGGCCCGACCGGCCCGACCGACCCGAGCGCAACGACAGGCAGGACCGGGCCGAUAGACCCGACCGCGAGCGCGUGGACUUGCCGCCGCUAGAGAACUUGACUAUCACCGCCAGUGUUAAUAAUAACAACAGUGGGCAGGCGCGCAAGGUGUCGCAGGUGGCCCAGCAGCGGCCCGUGCCCACCGACACGCGCAGGAAGCCCAACACCAACCAUGCACAGCCUUCACCACAAUCCAAUCCGCCGCGGAACAAGUCGCCGCCGCAACAGCAACAGACGCAGAAGUCGCAACAGAACAACCAACAGCAGCCUGCCACAGGCGGCGGCAGCAAGCGCUACAGCAGCCUCCGCCAGCGCCCGCUCGCCGACUCAUACGCGCCGCAACCCGCCCCGCAGCAGAAGCCGCAGCAACCACAGCAACAACAACAGCAGCAACAGCAACCAGCCCAGCAACAACCACAACAGCAGCAGCAGCAGCAGCAGCAACAACAACAACAGCAGCCACAUAGAUAUAUCGGUGGUCCUAAUGAGUUUGUCGGCGGCAACCACGCGGCGGCCCCUCAGCAACACGCUCACCCACAACACAUCAUACACCAGUGUGUAUCGCAGCAGCAGGUCCGCGCGGGCCCGCACGCGCCCUCGCCGCCGCAGACACACGCGCCGCAGGUGCGGCUCAACAUGCUGGAGCAGCAGCAGCUGGGCGCCGUCUCGCACCCGCACCACACCAUACACAACAUGACACAGCCACAUAAUAUGGGUCAAAUACAACCCGCCCAAGGAUACGCGCCGCCAGCCAUGAUGCCCGCUCAAUAUAUGCAGCAGAGCGGCAGCGGCGCGGUGUUCCCUGGCGCGAUGUUCCCGGGCGCGGGCCACGCCCCGCCCCACAUGUACACGCCGCAUCAUAACUAUGUGGGCCCGCAGGCGGGCGGCGUGACGUACUACAACUGCGCGGAGCAGGAGCCGCCCGCGCCCGCGCCGCGGCCCGCGCGCCGCCCCACCGCCGCCAUACCCAUCGUCAGCCCGCACCACGCCGACAGGCCAGCUAACUCCUCUGAAAAAGACAAUAUCGAUCGGAUCGUAGAGAACAUGUUCGUCAGGAAACCCUGGCCCGCGACACAUGGAGCAGAUUCAAAGGACAAACAGCCCGAAAACCGCAGCUCCCAAGAACCAGCCAGCAAAGAAUCAUCGCAGCCCAACAGCCUAACAUCAAGCUCCAUAUCAACCGACUCGAAACCCUCAGAAAGCAGAGAAGAGAAGACAGAAGAAGUUAAAGAAGUGAAAGAAGACAAGAAGGCAUCAGAAGAGACUGUCCCUCAAGAAAGUAUAUCAACGGAUGCCUGACUGAUAAGGAUCAAGUUGUACGAAUGCUAUCAAGCUAAGUACUUCAGGAGGUAAUCUUUUAACUAAUGGACGGUCACGCCAAUUAAAACUUAUAUUGUCUAAUAAUUGACAACUUUUCCCAAAUAAAGUGAUUUUUCAGAUACAAAUGACAUACAAAAGUAUCAGUGUAUUUUGGUCAUUCAUUGAAGUUGUAUUAAGUACCAAUAUAAGUUGACCUCUUCGAAAGAUUUUCGGAGUUUAUCCAAGUAUACAUGUACCGUGUGUGAGAUAGAUACGGUAGUAUUUUGAUUACUGUCAACUGAAAAUGCACUUAGUGUACAUCAAGUUAAUGACCAAUUUUGGCUGACAUGAAUUGGUUUAUGUUAUUUGUAUCUGGUUUUCACUUGAGUUGUCAACGGUAAUAGGCAAUAAGCCUACAGGUUGUUAUAAAAAUCACGAAUAUUUUGCGAUUGCAUUAUAUCUGUUUGUAUGAGGAAUAUUUACUUAUCAUUACGUAUGAUAAAUACUUACAUUGAAAUUUUGUCGAAAAAGCACUCAUAUUUAUUGGCCGUAAUUGUAAAUGAUACGUACUACUUAGUGACGUUCUUAAGUGUCUUUUUGUCUCAACAUUCCACUAUCAAGUGAACGAGGCAGCAUUAUACUUAAGACGAACUUUCUCGUGUCGUUUAGGAACACAGCAGUGAUUAAUUUGUUUUCUUGAUUCAGUAUAUCAUGAGCUUGUUAUGAGUCGUAACGAUUUCAGCGUUAUAUGUUAAAAAGACAACACGUCAGUAAGCUCAAGGUAACACAUUUUCUUGUAAAUUACUUACUAUGCCAAAUACGCCAAUGACUUGGUUCAAUCUUUUGAACGAAUUUCCAAUGUGAUUACAUUCCAAAAACUGACAUUAGAGACACGCCUCGUAAGAUUUAACCGCUACCUAAGUAAUUAAAAGACAAAACAUUCUCAGAGCAGUUUUAGUAUCAAAAUAAUGCGGACAACAUCGCAUACAUUGUUCUGAAC